AUGAUGAAAAUAGCCAAUGUAAGUACUCCAGAGCUCUUUGUGCUCAUGGGCUUCUCUUUCUCUGCACAGCCCUCACUGGAACCCGUCCUCUUCACUGUUGUCCUGGGGUUUUACAUCGUCUCUGUCUUGGGCAAUGGAAUCAUCGUUCUGGUCUCCUGUGUGGACAAGCAUCUCUGCACACCUAUGUACUUCUUCCUCGUCAACCUCUCCUUCCUGGACAUCAGCAUCAACACGAGCAUUGUCCCACAGCUCCUGACUAACCUCUGGGGACCUCAGAGAACCAUCAGCUAUGGAGGGUGUGUGACGCAGUUCUACAUCUCCCACUGGCUUGGGGCGACUGAGUGUGUGCUCCUGGCUGUCAUGGCAUAUGAUCGCUACGUGGCCAUCAGCAGGCCACUUCGCUACACUGUCAUCAUGAGUCCACGGUGUUGCAUUGUCCUGGCCUUCACCUCUUGGCUCGGGGGUCUGAGCACGAGUCUGGUGGGCUCCACACUCACCGUGCUCCUGCCUCUAUGUGGGAACAAUCGCAUCUACGACUUCUUCUGUGAGAUGCCCCUUAUCAUACAGCUGGCCUGCGUGGACACCAGCCUCAAUGAAGUGGAGAUGUACCUAGCCAGUUUCAUCUUUGUAGUCUUGCCCCUGGGUCUCAUCCUGCUUUCAUAUGGCCAUAUUGCCCGGGCUGUGCUGAAGAUCAGGUCAGCAGAAGGGCGGAGGAAGGCGUUCAACACCUGCUCCUCCCACAUGGCUGUCGUGUCUCUGUUCUAUGGAAGCAUCAUCUUCAUGUACCUGCAGCCGGCCAAGAGCAACUCUCACGAGCAGGGAAAGUUCAUAGCUCUCUUCUACACUGUAGUCACCCCCGUGCUAAACCCACUGAUCUACACCCUGAGGAACAAAGAUGUGAAAAACGCUCUCAAGCACAUUAUGUUAGAGAACUGCUGUGGUUUUUCAGGGAAGUAG
Tupaia belangeri chinensis (Chinese tree shrew) is the source of this 957-nucleotide messenger RNA. Its product is annotated as olfactory receptor 2C3. Gene Ontology annotation, biological process: G protein-coupled receptor signaling pathway. Bases 1 to 957 code for a protein of 318 amino acids. Gene Ontology annotation, molecular function: G protein-coupled receptor activity; olfactory receptor activity. Lineage: Eukaryota; Metazoa; Chordata; Mammalia; Scandentia; Tupaiidae. The record is from RefSeq and is a predicted model, not a curated record. The transcript has a single exon. Gene Ontology annotation, cellular component: membrane.